AUGCUCAGGUCGACGGCCCAUCCAGCGACGCUGCGGCGUCUUGGCGUCGGCGCGCUUUCCCCUCUGCCCGUCCAUCUGCUCUCCUUCGGUGCGCAACACGGUAUCCGUCGAGCGUCUUCGGUCCCUCCCUCCCCGACACCGACAUGCACACCCACACCUACGACGACACGCACGCGCACACGCACACCGACACCGACACCACCGCCGGCGGCAGCAACGACGACGUCACGGUGGGGAGCCACGACGACGUGGCGGUUCUGGAGGUGCCGCACAACGUGGCUCCGGGCGGGUACGAAUACGUUCCGCUGCCUCGUAGGCUGCACGCUGGGCGAUCUCGGCAUGCUCUGGUACCUCCAGCACCGUGGACUCGUCGACACGUGGGGUAUGCAUGUCUCCAUGGGUCUGUCCAUGACGUCCGGGAUCGCCACUUCGCUCCUCGUCGAAACCCUGCUCCUCCGAUACGGGCCUACCCGCAUGCCCCUCGGCCAAGCGGCCAGCACGGCAAUGGGCAUGAGCCUCAUCUCGAUGCUCGCCAUGGAGUCGGUAGAGACGGCCGUCAACCUACACCUCACCUCGUCCUUGUCCUCGUCCUUGUCCUCGUCUUCGUCGGGCAUCGACCUCGCCAGUCCCGCCUUCUGGCUCGCCGCCCUCUUGUCGGCCUCGGCGGGCUUCCUCGCCCCCCUGCCCUAUAACUACUGGCGCAUCAAGAUCUACGGUCGUGCUUGUCAUUGA
Messenger RNA from Pseudozyma flocculosa PF-1, 732 nucleotides. RefSeq lists its product as uncharacterized. NCBI's taxonomy places the organism in Eukaryota, Fungi, Basidiomycota, Ustilaginomycetes, Ustilaginales, Ustilaginaceae. The record is from RefSeq and is a predicted model, not a curated record. The transcript has 2 exons. Bases 1 to 732 code for a protein of 243 amino acids.